AUGGGAAGAGGAGUACACGGUGCGAGUCCAGCUUCAGGACCGGGUGACUGAGCUGCAGGAGGAAGCCCAGGAGGCUGAAGCCUGCCAGGAGGAGCUGGCCAUGAAGGUGGAGCAGCUCAAGGCAGAGCUUGUUGUCUUCAAGGGACUGAUGAGCAAUAAUAUCACAGAGCUAGACACCAAGAUCCAGGAGAAGGCCAUGAAGGUGGACAUGGACAUCUGCCGGCGCAUUGACAUCACUGCCAAGCUGUGCGAUGUGGCGCAGCAGCGAAACUGCGAGGACAUGAUCAAGAUGUUUCAGAAGCAACUGGUCCCAGCCUCGGUGGGGCGGAAGCGGGAGCGCAAGCAGGUCAGCGAUGAAGACACCUCACUGUCGGAGAGCGAUGCCUCCCGAAAACCUGAAGAGGAAGAGGAGGAUGAGACCACGGCCAUGAGUAUCAAUGAGGAAAUGCAGAGGAUGCUGAACCAGCUGAGGGAAUAUGACUUUGAGGAUGACUGUGACAGCCUCACGUGGGAGGAGACAGAAGAAACGCUUCUCCUCUGGGAGGACUUCUCCGGAUACGCCAUUGCAGCCGCAGAGGUGCAGGGGGAGCAGGACGACAGCCUGGAGAAGGUGAUCAAGGACACAGAGUCACUGUUCAAGAGCCGUGAGAAGGAGUACCAGGAAACCAUUGACCAAAUAGAGCUGGAGCUGGCCACAGCCAAGAACGACAUGAACCGCCACCUGCACGAGUACAUGGAGAUGUGCAGCAUGAAGCGAGGCUUGGACGUGCAGAUGGAGACUUGCCGGCGGCUCAUCACCCAGUCUGGGGACAGAAAGUCUCCUGCCUUCACUCCAGCCUCCAACAGCGAGUCAGCCCCGAACGAGGAGAGCGAGGAGUCCGACCGUGACCCUCCCAGUGAUGCUUCCAUCAGAUAAUGAGGGGAUGCCCCGCUCUGUUGGACACCCUUCCUGGUACAGGGGUGCCUGAGCCACGCCUGAGAGAGACUUUCAGGGCCGUGGAGCUGCUGGUAAACGUCUGCUGCCCAGGCUCACUCCCAUUUUGGGGAGCUUGGCAGAUCCUGCACCCCCCUGCCACCAGAUAUCUCGCAAAUGGGAAUAGCUAGAUAGACCUGAGGGCCCUUGUUCGGGCUGCUCAGCCUCCAGCCCCUUCUCUAUUCCCUUUCCCUGCUUUGGUUAAACCACAGUUUGGGCAGGGAGGCUCCAAACCUGUCACGGUGGCAUUUGCCAGGACCCAGGUUCCCCUAGACCCAUCUCUUCCGUCCUGGUACGCUUUGUCCUGCUCCCUGCCCUCCCUGUGCCACAUGGAGCUGAACGAGAGCCGGAUCUUCCUGCAAACUGGACCUGACACUGGUGCCAACUGGACCGAGCCUGGGAUGCUCUCUGUCCUUGCUGCUGGCAGGUGCCUGGCUGGUCCCCGGGCCAAGCCAGGCACCCCAAUCCCCCCCUGCCUCCUCCAGGGCAGGGGCUGAGUCCCACUCACGGUGCACUUUGCUUUGCCGCACGUUGGCGGUGCACUCACGUCUGUGUUACAGGGACAAGGGGUCAUUAAAUGGGACAGUUUCCUUUUCUA
Molecule: messenger RNA, 1571 nt
Organism: Nestor notabilis (Kea)
Lineage: Eukaryota; Metazoa; Chordata; Aves; Psittaciformes; Psittacidae
Gene: IFFO1
Product: intermediate filament family orphan 1
Exons: 9
Source: RefSeq, a predicted model, not a curated record